GGAAAACCCGACCUCAACACCACCCUUCCCAUCCGACAGACGGCGUCCAUCUUUAAACAACCCGUGACAAAAGUCACCAAUCACCCCGGAAAUAAAGUCAGGAGUGACCCCCAAAGGUUGAGUGAACAACCCAGGCAGCUUUUUUGGGAGAAAAGACUCCAAGGUUUGAGCGCUUCGGACGUGAGCGAACAAAUCAUUAAAUCCAUGGAACUUCCCAAAGGAUUGCAAGGUGUAGGUCCAGGAGCGAGCACGGAAUCUUUGCUCUCUGCCGUGGCCAGCGCUCUCCACACCAGCUCUGCUCCCAUCACGGGGCAAAAUUCGGCGGCGGUGGAAAAAAAUCCCGGCAUUUGGUUGAACACGUCCCAACCCCUUUGUAAAGCUUUCGUGGUGACUGAUGAUGACAUCAGGUGA
This is a messenger RNA of Sturnus vulgaris (Common starling), 411 nucleotides long. NCBI's taxonomy places the organism in Eukaryota, Metazoa, Chordata, Aves, Passeriformes, Sturnidae. The record is from RefSeq and is a predicted model, not a curated record.